This is a messenger RNA of Phytophthora sojae, 1824 nucleotides long. RefSeq lists its product as hypothetical. NCBI's taxonomy places the organism in Eukaryota, Oomycota, Peronosporomycetes, Peronosporales, Peronosporaceae. The record is from RefSeq and is a predicted model, not a curated record. The transcript is spliced from 3 exons. Bases 1 to 1824 code for a protein of 607 amino acids.
AUGACCAGCAAGAAAGAAACUUCACGAGUGGCCAAGUUACUCAAGACGCCUCUCAUGGCGUGUACCAUACACGCGUCACGCUUCGGCGCGUUUGACGGCACCCGCCUGAAUAUCGUGCCGGCACGGACGGAAGGCUUGCGAGAACAACUGAAAGAGGCGCUGGUCCGGGAUCUGAUCGACGACGCUCCUUUCGAGUUCAUGUGGUUGGGCACUUUUGGAGCUGCAAACGCUGGCGAAUCGCUUGUCAAGGCCAUCAUUGACCCAAGCGUGAGUCUGGAGGAGGCGCUUGGGGGUCACAGACAGAGGUUUACUCCCUACUUAUCCCAACUAUUGGCGCUGCGAGGACUGAUUGCGUUCGGGGUGCUGGAACAUUGUAUGGAGAAACGGGGCGCCCAAGCUUUGAUCGAUACUGGAGCGCUGCUGGCUGGCGUGGCAAACCAUGACGCGGCUGAAUUCCUCCUCUUACAACCAGAUUUUGAGUUUCAGGGCGUGACGUACUACGACAGUCGCGAGGCGUUCAACUGCUGGGUGGUUGUGGAGAAGCAUCGACGCCUUGUGACGCCGCUGAAGAGCGCGUCGAUGCACGAGAAGGAGACGUUCGUGAUCUUCGACGAGGCGCGAUCGCGAGGAUCCGACAUGAAAUUGCCUCACGAAGCCUCGGCCUUGCUGACUCUGGGCCCGAAGCUCACGAAGGACAAACUGAUGCAAGGUGCGGGUCGGAUGCGGCAGCUCGGAUGCAGCCAAACGCUGUGGAUCGCGAGCUUCGAUGAGGUAGCGCAGAGUGUUCUGCAAAGUAGCGACAAGAGUGAAGUCUCGGGCUUGACUGCUGUCGACGUGCUGAACUGGGUCGUGGACAACACGAAAGCGGAGUCUGUACGUGGAUUACUGGAGUGGGCCGGCAACGGCAUUCACUUCCGCAAGACGCAGCUGGACCCAACCACUGAGUUGAUUGAUGAGAAUUGGUCGCUGGAAUUCUUGUACGAAGGAAACCUCAAGCCCGUCAAGCUUUCGCACGCCAUUGAGACCAAGGUCCGGGGGCUGGACGAUGCGCUGAUUGCUCGAAUCUGUGAACGAGGCGCCAAAUACGGACUGGACGACGAAGUGUACGUGAGCUUGCACACGGACGAGUGCGAGCGCGAGCUGCAGGUGGAAGAGGAAGUGCAACACCAGCGGGAGCUCGAACUGGCGCAAUACAUCCCCGCAUCGGAGAAGACGUGGAACUAUAGUGCCACCUUGCAGGCGAAGUCUGUGAAGGAGCUGGCUGGAGUCGUGGAGGUCGUCGACAUGGAGAGCUUCAUUCGCAAGUGGGUUCGGCCUGAGGCAGUCGCUGACUUGGCUUGGUCCCGCGCUCGCAUCUUCGGCACUGAAAACUUUUUCUCGACCAUUCUGGCGCGUGAAGGCAAGGAUCAGCUGAGUGACUUCCUGGGCGUGGUCGAUGUGAUGGUGGUGCUUGGUAACGGCGAGGUUCUGCUGGUGUCCGGGUGCGAGGCGGACCACAUCCUGCAGCUGCUGUGGUCAAGCCGCAGAGAUUUGGCCAAGAUCAGCGUUCGCUUUGUCAACCUCGCCUUCGCUUACAAGAGUAUCCGAAGUGUUGAUGCUACAGCCAAGUUUGGUGAUGGAAUCGAUCUAGAGCUCGGGUCCGGCGCUGGUGCUGGUAGUCUGACGUUGCUGGCGACAGUUGCGAGCCACGUCUACAACGGCGAGACAAUGGUUGCGAGAGGGACGUUGAGCAACUUUGUCAAGUCGCGCGGCAACACGCACAAGUGGACGCACUCGUUCCUGCAGGAGCUCUGCGCCCGCAUGGACCUGGACGACUGCAUCUAA